Molecule: messenger RNA, 1239 nt
Organism: Porites evermanni
Lineage: Eukaryota; Metazoa; Cnidaria; Anthozoa; Scleractinia; Poritidae
Source: the annotation of a GenBank genome assembly
AUGGAAAAUAUCACUACCAUCAGUUUAGACUCAGGAUUUUUAAGAGAAAACUUAUCAAUCAGAGCAGUGAAGCUUAUACUCUACGGUCUCAUUUUUAUUACCGGUAUAACAGGGAAUAUGUUGGUUUGUUUGGUCGUUUGUCGACAGCGGAAGCUUCGCACAUCAACAAACUUCUAUAUUGUGAACUUGGCGGUGGCAGAUCUUGCCGUACUAAUAUUGUGCAUACCAUUCGAUGUUACGGUUCAAGAAAACAGCUAUGUUUGGCCAUUCGGAAAGUUUCUUUGUCAUAUCAUUUAUCCUAUAAUGACAAUGUGCACGUUCGCCUCGGUGGGAACUCUCACUGCGAUCGCCUAUAACCGAUACACGGCCAUUUCACGUCCAAUGCGUGUGCAAGCGGGAAGAAAACGCGCAAAAAUUACUAUCGCGAUCAUCUGGACAGCAUCGUUAACGUUUGUUAUUCCAUACACUUCAGUUUUAAGAGUUCGUAACUCUCGCUGCGAAGAGACAUGGCCGAAGCUUUACAGCCGUACUUAUACGAUUUUUAUAUUCUUGUUUCAGUACAUUGUUCCUCUAUCAUUUAUUUCCCUGGCCUACAUGAAAAUAGCGUUGCUACUACGCAGGAAUCGAAAUCAUCUCACUGCCGCACACAGGGUGCAAGAUCGGGACGUUGCCAAAGUCGUACGGAUGAUGGCAAUUGUAGUUUUAUUAUUCGCUGUUUGUAUGCUUCCAAAUCACAUUCUCUGGCUGUUAAGAGAAUUUACCAAAGAUUUCCCAGAGUCCGGACGGAAGGUUCUCGGAUGGGGUGAAAUCCUUAUUUACGCCAACAGCUGUACAAAUCCGAUUGUUUAUAGCAUCUGUAUUGAGGAAUUUCGUCUGGCUUUCAAAGCGUAUAUCACAAAAUGUUGCCGGGUAACCGAAGAAGACAUCAGACCUGUUCGAAGAGUUUUUGAACGAAUUUCCAUCAGAGAAAGAAGUGCUUCAGCAAAUGAGAGAAUUUUUGCAAGACAUUUGAAUCGCCGUCUUAGAGGGUCACUCCAACGAAAUCAAUCGCUGCAAAGUCGUGAUAGUGUUACGAAAAUUUUCACUAGAUCAAACACUAGUCGCACACUUUUAACUGCGGAAGAUUCUCGCCCAAGUCAAGACAGAAUUCUUACACUUUUGCCAAAAACAGAGUCAGGGAGAAAUACACCUAAACAUGCAGUUAUGAACGGUAAUUCCUUCACAACAACUGCAGUUUAA